AAGUUCAUGGCCUCCCAAAAGGUUGCAUGUCUAGGGAAAGCAUCCAACUCAUCGGGUCACUAUUUCCCCGUUUAAUCUCAUGGGACCAAUCUACCUUGGGUGGCCUGGAAAGCUUCUUACGCUUAAGGGUUGAAAUUGACGUUCAAAAUCCUCUUCCCAUAGGUUUCCAAUUCCAACAACAAAGAGAUGAAAUUUGGCAUGCUGAGUUUAAGUAUGAAAAACUUGUUGAUUUCUAUUAUAGCUGCAGGCGGCUAGGCCAUACCAACAAAUCAUGUGCUGAUUUCAACCAGAAGGAUAAUGACAGCAAUCAUCCCAUUCAAGUUAGGCCGCAAUAUGGGCCACAGUUAAGGGUUGCAACGUAUUCGCCUAAAAGGCAAUUUCGCUCCAUUAGGGAAGGGAACACCUAUCACCAAAAUCACCAUGCUAAACUAUUACCCGAAGCCACAAACAAAUCUCAGACUGGAUGUUCAUUACUGCCGACACACUCGGCUCAACAGAACACAGUGGUGAAUGAAGAAGAACCCUCUGAAUUGGGACGUGUUGAACAGCAAGAGGAAGAGCGCGUGAACUCAUCUACCCUUUCGUUGUCAACUCCAGCUUUUAAUGAGAUGGAGAUGCAGUCAUAUAGGGGUAUGAUUACCAUUCCUGAUAUUAGUGCAGAGUCCUCAUCUUUAUCAUCUGCCACACACCAGCAAACACCUCCUCCAUUAAAUGCGAUGAUGACCACUCUGCAGUUAUCAGCUCUACAUAAACAUCUACACAUCCCACCUGACAUCCAAGAUCAGGCCAUUGGAUGUGUAGAAGACUGUUGCAGUGUGGAAUUGGGCUUAUUACUGUCCCAAAAGGUUGAAGCCCAGCUCUUAUUGGGUAGUAACAUUUCAACUGGGAAAAAACGAAGAUGUGACACUGGGCCUUCUAUUGAAGCGGUUAAGCGGGCUUGCAUUGCACACAAUGAACUCCUUGGGCUACAAUACUUCCCAACCCCACUACAAGACUCCAUAGCAUUGGGAAGGCCUGAAUCUUAUCAACAGGAACAAAAGCUAAUGGCACUGGCCCGCCAAGUCAAGCUCCAACCAGAUCCUUGCUUGUCGUUGAACCAACAGUUCCAUCCAACUCACAGACUCCUCAAUGAACCCCUUGUUACCCCCAUGAUCUUUACUACAACUCAUGCUCCAGGUACUCCUUCUACAUAUCUCCUAAACUCUCCAUCAAGAACAACCGAGCAACUUCUUGAUGCUAUGGCUAAUGUGGCAUCAGUGGCUGGCCCAUGGCAGCCACCCUCACCGACAUGAAGAUUCUUUCUUGGAACUGUCAAGGCCUUGGGCAAGCCUUGACGAGAAAGAGCACUUAAUGAUCUCAUUUUUAAACAUUGCCCGUGCUUGGUGUUUUUGAUGGAGACCAAAAAGAAUAAGAAAUACUUGGAGCGAUU
This is a messenger RNA of Rubroshorea leprosula, 1429 nucleotides long. Lineage: Eukaryota; Viridiplantae; Streptophyta; Magnoliopsida; Malvales; Dipterocarpaceae. The record is from the annotation of a GenBank genome assembly.